GCAUAUGCCUUGGAAGGGCUCCUGGUCAAGGCUACCAAGCCUGACGGGAACAAUGCCGACUUCGAUGUAUUUCUCGCGGCGCAGCGGAAGGCCAAAAUAUCUCGCCGGAACGAGGACUCCCUGGAGAAGACCUCCGCGAGCAUUGCGAGUAGCUUCAUCGGGAUGCCAGUCAAUGUGGACCUCGGGGUGCUCCGCAAAGCAGUGGACAAGAGGCUGACCGCGAAACAGCAGCUGGCAG
This is a messenger RNA of Prorocentrum cordatum, 238 nucleotides long. Lineage: Eukaryota; Dinophyceae; Prorocentrales; Prorocentraceae. The record is from the annotation of a GenBank genome assembly.